GGUCGGAUCACCGGUCGUCGCUGCUGCUGCGUCGGCGAGGAGGCUACGACGGGGAACAUCGGAGAUUGGAGCGGCGGGAGCAGCACGUCAUCGUCGAGUUAGCAGGGCAUCGGUCGGAGCAGGGCGUUGCCGAUCAGAUCGACUGGACGCAGUGGCGGAGGGGGAGCAGAGGAGAGGCGACGGCGGAGGGCAGCACUUGGACAAGACCGAGAUGGAUUCGUCUUGUGGAGGAAGACGACGGGCUGGCCUCGCUGGCUGGUAUGGAAGCUGGGAGAAAAACACCUAAAAAACGGUGGAGCAAAUCAACCAAGAAUACUGUCAUAAACUCAUAAUCAAGCCAAAGCAACACAGCUCAGUCUAUCCCAAUCUCUCUGCCUCACCUAGCCUCUAUCAUUGAUUCAUUUAUCCCCAGAAGCUAGAUCAGCUAUUAUUAAGUAUAUGCAAAUGGAAGUUUCAGUAAACAUAGCAAUAUCCAUUGUUUUGUUGUGCAUUGCUUCAUCAUGGGCAUGGAGGUUGCUAAUUUGGGUGUGGUUGAAGCCAAAGAAGCUAGAAAAAUGUCUAAGGCAGCAAGGUCUUGCCGGAAAUCCGUACCGCCUUUUGAUUGGAGAUCUCAAGGAGACCUUGAAGGUGAUGAAAGAAGCAAGUUCAAAACCCAUGAACCUCUCUGAUGAUGUAGCCCCACGGGUCCUGCCAUUUCUUCAUCAAACCAUUGCCAAACAUGGUAAGAAUUCUUUCACAUGGUUUGGUACCACACCAAGGGUGACCAUUAUGAACACCGACUAUUUGAAAGAGAUAUAUACCAAAUAUGAUGAUUUUCGGAAACCACAUCCUGGUCCUGUUGUCAAGUUGCUAUCAUAUGGUCUUGUGAACCUUGAGGGAGAAAAAUGGGUUGAAAGGAGAAAGGUUAUUAACCCGGCAUUCCAUAUCGAGAAGCUAAAGAAUAUGCUGCCAGCAUUUUAUCAGAGCUGCGCCAAUAUGGUCACCAAAUGGGAGAUCAUGGUGUCCAAGGAGGGGUCUUGUGAACUGGACAUUUGGCCUUUUCUUCAAAAUAUGUCAGGAGAUGUGAUUUCUAGGACAGCAUUCGGUAGUAGUUAUGAAGAAGGGAGAACUAUAUUCGAACUCCAGAAAGAACAAGCACAACUUAUAGUUAAAGCCUUAUUCACUAUUUACAUUCCAGGAUUAAGGUUUCUACCUACUAAGUUGAACAGGAGGAUGAAGGCUAUUAGCAAAGAAAUAGAUGCUACACUGAAGCAUAUUAUCAGUAAAAAGGAGGCAAUGAAGGCAGGUGAUGAAGACGCUAAGAAUGACUUGUUAGGCAUACUUCUAGAAUCGAAUCGGAAAGAAAUACAACAGUAUGGAGGCAACAAGAAUGUUGGAAUGAGCAUUGAUGAGGUGAUUGGGGAAUGUAAGCUGUUUUACUUUGCCGGGGCAGAGACUACCUCGAUCUUGCUUACUUGGACAGUAAUUUUACUCAGUAGAUAUCCAAACUGGCAGGCUCGUGCCCGAGAGGAGGUUUUACAAGUAUUUGGCAACAAAAAACCUGAUUUUGAUGGUCUGGUUCAACUAAAAGUCGUCACCAUGAUUUUAUAUGAGGUUUUGAGGUUAUACCCCCCACUUCCGGUGAUGACUCGAACUGUUCAGAAGGAAACACAGGUCGGAAAUUUGUUACUUCCAGCUGGAGUCCAGUUAUCAUUACCAAUACUCCUCGUGCAGCAAGAUCAAAACCUGUGGGGUGAGGAUGCAAAGGAGUUCAAUCCACAGAGAUUUUCAGAAGGAAUUUCAAAGGCAACAAAGGGUCCGGUUUCAUUUAUUCCAUUUGGAUGGGGUCCUCGGAUAUGCAUUGGACAAAACUUUGGUUUGAUGGAAGCAAAAUUGGCGUUGUCCUUGAUAUUACACAGCUUCACAUUUGAGCUUUCCCCAACCUAUAUUCAUGGUCCAAUCACGUUUAUAACGACUCAACCGCAAUAUGGUGCACACAUAAUCUUGCAUAAACGAUAACUGCAGUGCAGUGUAAAAUAUUUUGGCAUGCAUUAAGGAAGUUGCAUGCUAUAAACAGCUAUAUACUGAUGUCACAUAUGUCAUUAAUUGAAUA
Messenger RNA from Argentina anserina (silverweed cinquefoil), 2092 nucleotides. RefSeq names its product cytochrome P450 72A397-like. Gene Ontology annotation, molecular function: heme binding; iron ion binding; monooxygenase activity. The record is from RefSeq and is a predicted model, not a curated record. NCBI's taxonomy places the organism in Eukaryota, Viridiplantae, Streptophyta, Magnoliopsida, Rosales, Rosaceae.